Messenger RNA from Corythoichthys intestinalis (scribbled pipefish), 2748 nucleotides. RefSeq lists its product as uncharacterized. NCBI's taxonomy places the organism in Eukaryota, Metazoa, Chordata, Actinopteri, Syngnathiformes, Syngnathidae. The coding region runs from base 446 to 1684 and encodes 412 amino acids. The record is from RefSeq and is a predicted model, not a curated record. The transcript is spliced from 5 exons.
UAAAAAAAAAGGUAAUUAAUAUGGUUAGGAGCGGUCCAUUUUGUAACGUUUUCAACAGACAAUAAUCUCACUAAAGUACCUGCAAUGUCAAUUCUGUGUGCGUUGUUUUGUACAUGCGGACACAACUUUAAUGCAGCCAUUUAUCGCCAAAUUUCCAUCCAUCCGAAACGGGAAUGAUCGUGAUUCAGUGCCACUAACGGUGAUUAACGUCCAAUCCAUUCCGGCGAGGAGGGAAUACAGCAAAUACUCGAUGAAAUAAAGUUGUACAGUGCUCAUUAGAAUCAGCGCGUAUGUGCGGUCGCGAAGACGAAAUGCUGGCUGACGUCUUGUGACAAACGUGACGUGUGCAGACGCAUCACGUCCAUUGUCAAGACUUCACUUUGAAACUUUUCAUUAAGGCGGGAGGCACUGCUUCUUCUCCAAAAAAUCGACCGAAAAUAGAAAUAUGAACGAGGAGAGGUAUCCAUCGACUCAAUCCCACUGUGAUUAUUCCCCGUUUGAAGCCAAAUAUCUGCGGUGCAGCAACCUGAACAUGCCUCUGCUUGCAACUGACUUCUUCAAAAGCGAAUUACAGUUGUACCUUGACGGCUUAACCGCAGAGAUGUGGGACUUAAUAGAAUAUGGUCAUUUUGAUUGCAAUGCUUUUAUGGUGCUGUUGAAAAUGUGGCAAAGCAUCCUGUAUAAAAUCUCGCAAGAGGUGCUGAGUGUUGUGCUGCCUCAAGUGGAAGAACACGCCCAGAUCAUAAUGAACGGUGGCGAGUCCCCUCAUCGGGCGCACAAUUAUUCUCGUGUGACCGAGGACGAUAUCCACGCGUGUAUUUGGGAUUCGCUACUAUUUGCGCUCAAAGACACCAUCAACGCCGGCGAGAUCAAGUCUCCGUGUGGAGAACGCCUGCUUGAGCUGGUAGCGGCGAAGGUGUCCAAGACCGUCAACAGGGCGCUGUCCGAAACCGCCUCGCGGCCCGGCCCGCCCAACCUGGACGUGCCGCAUCAAGUGUCCGAAAUAGGCGAAAUAGCUUUGCAGUCCAUCUCGGUUCUCAAGGAUUGCCUAGCAACCAUGAGGCUGGCGGGUCGCUUUGGAAAUGAGGACGACUGUGUAGGGUGGUAUUCUUCGGAAGGAACCGCACGCGCAUUAGUGGCUCCUCUCCCUACUCCUGUGCAAACGUCCUGCGAGAGGGCGGAAACGAGUCUUCGUUCUCAUCCUGUCGCCGACGUGAAAACGGGAAACAUUUGUCCUCCCCCGGCGCCCGAAACGUGGACAAAGAAAGAAAUCGUAUUUUGUACCGCACUCUUAUGGAAGCUGAUGGACCAUAUCGCCCACUCGAAUGCUAAAUCGGUGCUGGAGGUAGACAUCGACUGGAUGUUAGCGCAGUUAAAGAGCACCGUGGUGGAAACGCGGCCGCACCACCCGCAGAACAUAGGCGACUUCCACAUCGACAUCUACAAGGACCUGUGUCAGGAAUUCGGAUCCAAGGAACGUCUGUAUUUUUCUAUGGCGUGCUGUCAACUCGUAUUUGUAGAAACUCUGGCAAGAGUUCUGAAAAACCAUCUCCAGGCACCUAAAAAGAGGGACAUUUUUACUUUAGUGCGGGCUUUUUUUAAGAAACGGACUUCAAGAGUCUCUCUACCCGGCGAGCGGGGACGAGCGAGGUUGAUGGCUUCAACCGACACCAGGAAACUCUGACAUACCGACGUUCCGGAAUUUGAAAAUGUAGCAAACCACCGGGACGUUUUUCAGCGGAGCCUGAGAAGAGGUCACUUUAUUGGUUCAGCAGUUGAAUCCAUAACUGAAAACCGCUAUUAAUCAAAACCUCCAUUCUGCUAAAAUUCGUCAAAGUGCAGGAGUGAGGACUCAGUGGGGAGCGGUUCCAGUGCCAGCGCGGAGUUGCCGCGGCCAUGUUGCGGUGUGGUUCACGAGCUUUACACAAACAAUUACAAACCAUGACACGGGAUUUGACUUCGAGCACCAGGAAAACUAUUCAGUCUCAUCCUCCAAUUCAUGCGAGAGUCCUUGAAGUCGUGUGAUGACGCCGCUGUGAGUCGGCGCGUUGGUGAAAACGGUGCCAACGAAAAUGGGCGUUCCUCGCAGAAUGUGUCUGAUCACCGUGCAGGAGCCCGACAUCUCGAUGCGGAAGCCGGAAUGCCGCGGGGCCUCUCCCGUUUGUCCUGAACUUGAACUAAGUGGGGAUGCGAAGAACUGUUGGGAAAAGACGGAAAUGAAUGAAAUUUCUCAAAUAAAAAGAUUGAGAAAUCAAGGUUAGCUAUUCACUCUCAAUGCAAUUAGAUAAGAUUUUCAUUAUGUAUACAUUAUUUUCAUUAAAGGUGCUAUUAAAUACAACAGCAAAGGACUCAAAAGAUAAGACUAUAUUUUUUAAAAAAUCCAAAAAAGUGACAGAUUAUAUCCUAAUCACCCUAUUUUUCCCGCUAUAAGGCGCAUCGGAGUAGAUAUACUAUAUUGGCCCGAUAAUCAGACGGAACGAUGGAAACAUGCCCAUACAACAAAAAGCUGCCCUUAAGCUACUUUUUAUUUAUUUAUUUUUUACAAGAAAGUGCAAAAACAUUAACCAUUUAAAAGGGAGUACUUAUUUCUAUCAACAAUACAAUUUACACUGGUGGAAUGAAUUCUGUUAGGGAAGCUCAAGUUUGAACUCCAAGACAAAUGUUACCUCGAUAGCUAGAUUAGAGAAAUAAAUACGACCACAACUAUGGAUUUAGUAGGUUUUAGUACAAGAGCUCUUGGGUACAGAC